AUGCCGGCCUGGGGAAUCGCCUACUGUCUCGGGACGUCCUGGGCUAAAGGUGCAGGAAUAGAAAAGUACCAUGGUAUCCACGCCCGAUCGGCGACAGCAUUGCCGGGCGCAACACAAGACGAUGCCGAGAGCGCACUCGCCGACGCCGUGAAGAAGCUUCUUCCGAACCCUGGCACGAUGUUGGAAGAUGAUCGGGAUGGUCGUAGUCGCAAAGAGGCCUUCAAAGAAGCCAUACGAACAGCUUACUUCAAAUUCUCUAACGAUACAGACAUCCUCACCAUCUACGUCGACGCCGUUCUCAAUCUCGGCUCUUGGGACAAGUGGUGUGUGAAUGAAUACGACGGAGCGACACCCGGUCAGGUUAUGGACAUGCUGCACAUCAUGGCAAAUCACAUCGAAGAGGACAAGAGCUGUUUGCGUCAUCCAGGCUUCUUGUGCACUCUCGUAAACCUGGCCCAGACACUGUCUUGUCCCGAAAUGGCCGAACGCUACGCAGAAAGACUGGGUGAGCUGGCUGGCGAUGCUGGUUUUCUGCAUCACACCAUUUCACGCCUUCAAAUGAGCUGCGGUCAGUAUGGCAAAGCUCUUAAGACCAGCGAGAAUUCGGUCACAGCGAGUUUCAAAUACGUAAUAAGGGCAGGCCUGUACGAUCCUUACACCGUCUACCUACUGCAUGAGUAUUGCAACCGAAUCAAGAUCGGGAUAGACCAGGGCGAACUCAAGGCGGCCAUGGACGCAGUCAAAGAUAUCGAGGAUCUCUUGAAACGCAACAUCCCUCUCACACAACUCCCCCCGCUGGGUUUUCACAUGGAAUGUUUGCUUUCCCUCAGAGUUCAAGUUCUGCUCAGAUUUGGAUGCUGGAAAAGGAUUCUCUGUCUCGAAAUACCUACCGAUGAGGACAUGUAUUCCAUGACGACGGUUAUCACUCAUUUCGCCAAAGCCAUCGCAUAUUCUGCUCUGAACGAUCAAUCAAAUGCGAGGAAGCAUCAAGGAUUACUUUCCGAAGCUAGGGACAAAGUCAACAGCAAAAGCCCCAUGUUGAAUAUGAGCUUCAAGCCCUUCCUCGAUUUUGUCGAAAAGAGGCUUGACGGGGAGUUGCUGUACAGGGAGGCUGAACUCGAAGAAGCUGAACUUGUCCUCCGUGAGGCGAUGGAACUCGAAUUUUCGGCCGAGGGUUGGGUGCUACCCACCAGCUUAACUCUCGGCGCCCUCUAUUUGGCACAGAAAAAUUGGACAGAAGCUAUGAUGCUGUUCUCGGCGCAUGUACGUUUAAGGCAUGUUGCAAUCGAAGUGUUUCCGAUACAACACAACGAGCCGGCGCUCUGUUCGCAACACCUGAACGACUGCUGGGCUUACAAUGGUCUCUGGGACGCAUUGGACGGACUGCUGCGAGGAGUAAACACGCCAUCAAAAGUCUACGUCAAAAACAUUAAAAAACAAGUCGAAGACGCUGCAAAAUCGAAACUUCGACACGUGUCGAAAAUGACGGAUUCAACAUUUUCACCAAGGAACAUUGAGGACUGGGACGGAGAGCCGAGAAUUGCGACAUUUUAG
This is a messenger RNA of Colletotrichum karsti, 1554 nucleotides long. RefSeq lists its product as uncharacterized. Lineage: Eukaryota; Fungi; Ascomycota; Sordariomycetes; Glomerellales; Glomerellaceae. The transcript has a single exon. Gene Ontology annotation, cellular component: intracellular anatomical structure. Gene Ontology annotation, molecular function: protein binding. The record is from RefSeq and is a predicted model, not a curated record. Bases 1 to 1554 code for a protein of 517 amino acids.